AUGAACAUGCAUCGCUUAGUUAUAAGCUUAAUUGUAUUUCUGUUUUAUCUAGUGGUAAGCUUUUUUGGAUCAGGUCUGUCUGCUGCUUGCUUAUAUUUCAUUACGUCUUCUCUUGAGAAUCUCGUGUUAUCUUCAAUAUUUGAAGCUCUUUCCAGCGUGGGUAUAAGUCUUAUGUAUUGUAUCGCUGUCGAGUUAUUUCCUACAGAAUACAGGGGAAUGGCCGUAUCUAUAGGUUCUACGUUUGGAAAAAUUGGCGCACUUAUGGGUAAUAUCAUUGUUGGAGUAUUUAUCGAUGCUCUUUGUGUAAUUCCAAUUUUGGUAUCGUGUUCAUUUUUGAUAAUUUCAGGAUUAUUGGUGCUAACAUUACCAACAACAGGGAAAACAAACAUACGAUGAAGUUAUAAUAUCUGACGAUAUUAUUUUAUAUUUAUAUCAUAGAAAAAUAGUGUAUUACACCGUUUCACAAUUUUUUAAGGAAACAAAUUUGUAUGAAAACUGAUAAUUUUUAGAAGUAGAGAGGUUAUUGUAUUACUAUAUGUUAUGUACCUAUUAUUAAUUAUGUUAUAACUUUGUUUUCCGAGUACUAAAAUAAUUAUUUUAUCUACAUUUGUAUUGACA
Diuraphis noxia (Russian wheat aphid) is the source of this 618-nucleotide messenger RNA. Its product is annotated as synaptic vesicle glycoprotein 2B-like. Gene Ontology annotation, cellular component: membrane. Gene Ontology annotation, molecular function: transmembrane transporter activity. Gene Ontology annotation, biological process: transmembrane transport. NCBI's taxonomy places the organism in Eukaryota, Metazoa, Arthropoda, Insecta, Hemiptera, Aphididae. The record is from RefSeq and is a predicted model, not a curated record.